Molecule: messenger RNA, 3642 nt
Organism: Cucurbita maxima (winter squash)
Lineage: Eukaryota; Viridiplantae; Streptophyta; Magnoliopsida; Cucurbitales; Cucurbitaceae
Product: receptor protein-tyrosine kinase CEPR2-like
Biological process (GO): protein phosphorylation
Molecular function (GO): receptor serine/threonine kinase binding; ATP binding; protein kinase activity
Source: RefSeq, a predicted model, not a curated record
CCAAAGUUGGUCUCUCUCAGUCUCUCUGGCUGCUUUCUUAAGUUUCCUUACCUGUUUUGCAUGUCUCUUCUUUCUCUCUCUCUCUUCUUGCUUGAAGUGCCUGUUCUCAUUCAUUAUGGUAACGUUCCACCAGAGUGAAAGUAGCAUAUCCAAGGAACUUCACUUCUACUCAUAAGUUCCUUUCAUUUCUUCUAUGAUCUUCAUAGUUUCUUACAAUUUUCCCAGCAACCAAACAGCACACUUUCUCAAGAAACCCAUCACUUUCCCUUCUUCUUACCCCCAAAAAGUAUGGUGAAAGCUUUCUGUUCUUCCUUGAAAGACCUACAAUAAGAAACCCAUUAAGAUUUGUCAGAAUUUAUGGUCUGUUUGAGAAGGAAGAUGGAAAAACAGAAGAGGAUUCAUGGAGCAAGAUGAAGUAACUUCCUGCAGGUGUUUGGAGUGUAGUAGAAUGGAACUAUCCAUCAUGGAUUAGAUUAUACAUAUAUUGAGGAUUCUCAGCCUCCUUGAGUUGGCAUUUUAGUCUCAUUUCUAAUGGAGAAGAGCCCAGUUUAUCCCCUUCAUUCCCUGUUGAUCUUUCUCUUCAUUUUGAGUCUCUUUGUUCCAAGUUUGCCUCUUCCGACUGAGACUCGAGCAUUGCUUCGUUUCAAAGAGAAUCUCAAUGACCCGAUGGGUUUUCUUGAUUCUUGGAUUGAUUCUGAAUCCCCUUGUGGAUUCUCUGGGAUUACUUGUGAUCAGGUUUCCAGGAAAGUCGUAGAAAUUUCCUUGGAAAACAAGUCGCUUUCUGGUGAGAUUUCUCCAUCUAUUGUUCUGCAAAGUCUCACAAUACUUUCGUUGGCCUCAAACCACAUUUCUGGGGAGCUUCCCUACCAACUGAUCAACUGUAGCAAUAUUAGAGUAUUGAAUCUCACUGACAGUGAAAUGGUUAGGAGGAUUCCUGAUCUUUCUCAGCUGAGAAAAUUAGAGGUUCUAGAUCUAUCAAUCAACUUCUUUUCUGGCCAAUUCCCAAUCUGGGUUGGAAAUUUAACUGGAUUGAAUUCUCUGGGACUUGGUGAAAAUGAGUUUGAGGCUGGUGACAUACCAGAAUCAAUAGGAAAUUUGAAGAACUUAACUUGGCUAUAUCUAGCAAAUGCACAAUUGAGAGGGGAAAUACCAGUCUCUCUCUUUGAAUUGAAGGCCUUAGAGACAAUGGAUCUUUCAAGGAACAAGCUUUCUGGUAAACUCUCCAAGUCAAUAUCCAAGUUGCAGAAUCUGAACAAGCUUGAGCUUUUUGAAAACAAAUUAACUGGAGAAAUUCCACCAGAGAUUUCAAACCUUACCCUUCUGCAAGAAAUUGAUAUAUCUGCCAAUAGUUUUCAUGGGCAGUUGCCAGACGAGGUUCGGAACCUCAGGAAUUUGGUGGUUUUUCAGUCGUAUGAAAACAACUUCUCAGGUAAGUUCCCUGAAGGGUUCGAAAAUAUGCAAAACCUUAUUGCCAUUUCAAUCUAUAGGAACAAUUUUUCUGGAGAAUUUCCAGCAAACUUCGGCAGAUUUGCUCCGCUCCUCAGCAUCGACAUAUCUGAGAAUCAAUUUUCAGGGGGCUUCCCCAAGUUCUUGUGUGAGAAUAGGAAGUUGCAGUUCUUACUUGCUCUGGAUAAUAGAUUUUCAGGGGAGCUGCCACUUUCUUUAGCUGAGUGCAAAUCACUGCAAAGAUUCAGAAUCAAUAAUAAUCAAAUGUCUGGCAGAAUUCCAGAUGGGGUAUGGGCUCUUCCUAGUGCAAAAAUUAUUGAUUUUAGUGACAAUGAGUUUACUGGAGUUAUAACCCCAAACAUUGGUCUAUCUACCAGCUUGAGCCAAUUGAUAUUGCAAAACAAUAAGUUUUCAGGUAACCUUCCAUCAGAACUGGGCAAGUUGACAAAUUUAGAGAGGCUUUACUUGAGUAAUAAUCACUUCACUGGAGAAAUACCUUCUGAAAUUGGUUUCCUCGGGCAACUUUCAUCAUUCCGCCUGGAAGUAAAUUCUUUGAAUGGAUCAAUCCCAUUUGAGAUUGGUAAUUGUAAAAGACUCGUGGACAUAAAUUUUGCUCAAAACUCUCUUAGUGGUAGCAUUCCAUCUUCAUUUUCAUUAAUCGGCUCUUUGAACUCGAUGAACCUCUCAAGCAACGAACUUACAGGUCAAAUCCCAGAAUUCUUGGAGAAAAUGGAACUAAGUUCGAUAGAUUUGUCGGGAAAUCAUCUGUUUGGAAGAGUUCCAUCCAGUCUUCUAGCAAUGAGUGGAGACGAAGCUUUUUUGGACAACAAAGAACUCCGUGUUGAUGAAAACUACAGAGAAAGGAUAAAUACCAGUCGGGUUAAUUGUACUGGAAACAAUAGUCAGAAAGGGGUGCUUGUGGAUAAACUUGUAUUUUUCAGUAUGAUAGUCUCCAUCUUGGUUUGUGUAUUAGCAGGGCUAGUGUGUAGUUUUAGUUACUUGAAGCACAGUGAGACUCGCCUGGAGACCAAUCAGGAACGGGACCAACAAGGAGCUCCAAAAUGGAAAAUUGCAUCAUUCCAUCCAGUGGAAAUUGAUGCAGAUGAAAUAUGCAGCUUUGAAGAAGACAAUUUGAUAGGGAGAGGAGGAACGGGAAAAGUUUAUCGGUUGGAUCUGAAGAACAAUGGCGGUACAGUGGCUGUUAAGCAGCUCCGGAAAGGAGAUGAAAUGAAGGUUUUGGCAGCAGAAAUGGAGAUUCUGGGAAAGAUAAGGCAUAGAAACAUCUUGAAGCUCUAUGCCUGCUUAAUGAGGGAAGGAUCUAGUUAUCUAGUUUUUGAAUAUAUGACUAACGGAAACCUGUGUGAAGCACUUCAGAGACAGAUCAAAGGUGGACAGUCUGGAUUGAACUGGAAUCAGAGGUACAGGAUUGCAUUGGGAGCAGCAAGGGGAAUUGCUUACUUGCACCAUGGUUGUUCACCACCUAUAAUUCAUAGAGAUAUAAAAUCAACCAACAUACUUCUUGAUGGAGAUUAUGAACCAAAAAUUGCUGAUUUUGGAGUUGCAAGAGUUGCAGAUCAGUUCCUAAUUGUUUCUGAGCACAGCACUUUUGCUGGCACUCACGGUUAUCUUGCUCCUGAGCUAGCAUAUACUCCAAAAGUUUCAGAAAAGAGUGAUGUGUACAGUCAUGGUGUGGAGCUAUUAGAAUUGAUUACUGGAAGGAGACCAAUAGAAGAUAAAUAUGGAGAAGGAAAAGAUAUUGUCUACUGGGUCUCAACACACCUCGAUGGCCGUGACAAUGUCCUCAAGCUUCUGGACAUCAAAGUUGCAUCUGAAGUCGUCCAAAAUGACAUGAUUAAAGUCCUGAAGAUUGCUGUACUUUGCACAAGAAAGCUUCCAUCACUUCGCCCUUCAAUGAGAGAGGUAGUGAAGAUGCUGUUAGACGCUGAUCCCUACUCUUCUUCGACGUCCCUGAACAACAAUUCAAAUAAAAACAGUAAGGAUUUUGUUUAGUUCUUCAACAAGAAUGUAAGAUUAGUCUUUGCUGUAAUGAUCAAAGCACUUGAGAUUUUUGCAGCCAUAACCUGUGCCCAAUUAGCUAGCUCCGAGUUUUCAGUCGGACCUUAGCAUAAAACUAAGGAUAAUAUAUUUGUAGAGCUCAUCAAAUGAAGUGUGCAUAAGAGAAUUUUCUUUUUUGAA